Sorex fumeus (smoky shrew) is the source of this 949-nucleotide messenger RNA. RefSeq names its product olfactory receptor 2C1. The record is from RefSeq and is a predicted model, not a curated record. Bases 11 to 949 code for a protein of 312 amino acids. Gene Ontology annotation, biological process: G protein-coupled receptor signaling pathway. Gene Ontology annotation, cellular component: membrane. Lineage: Eukaryota; Metazoa; Chordata; Mammalia; Eulipotyphla; Soricidae. Gene Ontology annotation, molecular function: olfactory receptor activity; G protein-coupled receptor activity. The transcript has a single exon.
AUUCCUCGAGAUGGCUGGGACCAACAGCAGCUUCCCAGAGGGCUUCAUUCUGACGGGCGUGUCCGACCACCCCGAGCUGGAGAUGAUCUUCUUCGUGGUCAUCCUCUUCUCUUACUUGCUGACCCUGAUCGGGAACUUCACCAUCAUCCUGCUCUCUCGACUGGAUCCCCGGCUGCACACGCCCAUGUACUUCUUCCUCAGCAACCUCUCCUCCCUGGACCUCGCCUUCACCACGAGCUCUGUCCCGCAGAUGCUCAUCAACCUGUCGGGGCCAGACAAGACCAUCAGCUACGGUGGCUGUGUGACCCAGCUCUACGUCUUCCUCUGGCUUGGGGCGACCGAGUGCAUUCUGCUCGUGGUGAUGGCCUUUGACCGUUACGUGGCGGUGUGCCGGCCCCUACACUAUACCACCAUCAUGAACCCUGGGCUCUGCUGGCGGCUGGCUGUCGUGGCCUGGUUGGGAGGGCUGGGAAACUCUCUGAUCCAAUCCACGUUCACUCUGCAGCUCCCGCUGUGUGGGCACCGGAGGGUGGACAACUUCCUGUGCGAGGUGCCUGCCAUGAUCAAGCUGGCCUGCGGGGACACGCAUCUCAAUGAGGCCGUGCUCAACGGUGUCUGCACCUUCUUCACCGCGGUCCCACUGAGCGUCAUCCUGGUCUCCUACUGCUACAUCGCUCGGGCCGUGCUGAAGAUCGGCUCCGCCGAGGGCCGCAGGAAGGCCUUCAACACGUGCCUCUCACACCUGCUGGUGGUCUUCCUCUUCUACGGCUCGGCCAUCUACGGGUACCUGCUGCCUGCAAAGUCCAGCAACCAGGACCAGGGCAAGUUUAUUUCCCUCUUCUACUCGGUCAUCACGCCCAUGGUCAACCCUCUCAUCUACACUCUGCGGAACAAGGAAGUGAAGGGGGCACUGAGGAGGCUGCUGAGGAAGGGGAGGGAAGUCGGCUGA